CUCAAUUUCUUCUUGGGACUUUGGGUGUGGAAGUAUGGCCCUAUCUUUGAGUUCAAAUGUAAUUUUUUCUCUUGGCCUAUAUAUUUUCAACCUUUUGUUUGAAUGUUUGAACUUUAGAUUUGAAUUCUCUUGUCUUUAACUAUUUAUAUAAAAAUAAUGCUCAAGUUUCCACAAGUCAUUGCAAAUCUUUCUCGCAAAACUUUGAUGUUGAUAUCUUGGCGUAUUUCCUGGAGAAACACAUUCUAGGGAAACUCAAACUUAGAUUGAGUUUCUAAGCUUCUUUGAAGGGGGCCGUGCAAGAAGGGAAAAAGAAGAGAAUAUGGAUGGAAACUUUCAUUGGGAUAUGAAGAGCAAAGUGAUAGCAAGAACAUCUUCAAUAGGUUGUUCUUCUCGCAGCACUUAUUACUGUGGAGCAGCUGAAGGAGUCCCUUUCAAAUGGGAAACACAGCCAGGAACCCCCAAAGAUCCACCCCCUCAAGACUUGCUUCCACCCCUCAGCCCUCCACCAGCAGUUCUCAGCCUCGGGUUACCGCUACCGUGCAUUGAGAAACCAAAAACCCGACCCCGACCCACGAUGAAGCUUAGGUUCUGGAGGAGGGUCAAGAAGAGUAGGGAUGAUGGGAGAGCUGCUCAAGCAACAACUAUAGACUAUAGCAAUGGUAAGUUGGAAACAUUUUCAUUUCUCAGCUCUGACUGUGAGUUCAUGGCUUCUCCUCGAGAUUCAAUGUCGUCGUCGUCGUCGUCGUCUUCUUCUUCAUCUCCGUCGUCUCUCAUCGAGUCGUUAACUGUACGACAUAUGGGGAGGGUGUCACUUGGAAGACCUUCUAGUUGCGGUACUGCUGGAAAAAUUCAUAGAAUUCUGGCUUGUUACCAUUGAUAGGGGAUUCUUCUUUUCUAUUUCUUUUUAAUGAUUUUCUAAUUUGUUCGAA
Messenger RNA from Cucurbita maxima (winter squash), 929 nucleotides. RefSeq lists its product as uncharacterized. The record is from RefSeq and is a predicted model, not a curated record. Bases 320 to 877 code for a protein of 185 amino acids. Lineage: Eukaryota; Viridiplantae; Streptophyta; Magnoliopsida; Cucurbitales; Cucurbitaceae. The transcript has 2 exons.